UAUCAGAAAUAUUAUAAUCCUUCCAUUUUUAUAAGAUUAUAAUUUUCAUAAUUGUAAUCAAAGAUUUCACCAAAAAAACAUGUCUAGGUUCAAAGGAGGGUGUAGGCAAAGUAUCAUGCAUAGCAACACAGAUGAUCUCAAUCCACCAAAGCUGACUCCAUUCUUUUACUUGUCCUUUUGUGUCUUCCCAAAAACCACUUAAUUUUUUCUUUACAUUUUUUCUUCCUUUCAUAUUUAUGUUUUUUUUUUACAAUUAUAUAAAAAAAAUUAAAUUUUUUUAAUCUUUUAAUCUCUGAUUCCCUUUUACAUCCCUACCUUUUUUUCUCCACCUUAUUGCGUAACUGGAUGCUCCGGCCGUCGUCCCUUCGUCGGCGCAACAACCCCACCUCAGUAUUAUAGAGAUUGGUGCCAAAUUUCAGUUGAAUGUUUAUUAGGCAUAUUUUGUAUUAGUGUUUAUCAAAUUUUGUAUUGAAAAUCGAGAAUUUUAAUCUGGGUAAUUAUGGGAGAGCUCGAGGAGAUUGGUCAAGAUUAUGGGUCGGAUAUAGAGGUUGAUGACUUAAGGUGCGGGAACAUUGCGGAAAAAGAUGUUAGUGAUGAAGAAAUUGAUCCGGAAGAACUCGAAAGGCGAAUGUGGAAGGAUCGAAUUAAGCUCAAGCGAAUGAAGGAGAGGGAGAAGGUGGAGGCACAGCGGGCUGCUGAGAAGCAAAAGCCGAAGCAGACGAGUGAUCAAGCUAGGAGGAAGAAAAUGUCAAGAGCACAAGAUGGGAUUUUGAAGUAUAUGUUGAAGUUGAUGGAGGUCUGCAAAGCGCGAGGGUUUGUGUAUGGAAUAAUUCCGGAAAAGGGAAAGCCGGUUAGUGGCGCGUCUGAUAAUUUAAGAGCUUGGUGGAAGGAGAAGGUCAAAUUUGAUAAGAAUGGUCCUGCUGCAAUUAACAAGUAUGAAGCUGAGUGUUUGGCAAUGAGUGAAGGAGCUAAUAAUGGAAAUGGUCAAAACACUUUGCAGGAAUUGCAAGACGCUACUUUAGGCUCGCUGUUGUCGUCGUUGAUGCAGCAUUGUAAUCCUCCUCAGAGGAAAUUUCCUUUAGAAAAAGGUGUGCCUCCACCAUGGUGGCCUUCAGGAGAUGAAGAAUGGUGGUCAAAGCUGAGUUUACCGAAGGGUCAGAGCCCUCCGUAUAAGAAACCACAUGAUCUAAAGAAGAUGUGGAAAGUUGGGGUUUUGACUGCUGUGAUCAAGCACAUGUCUCCUGAUAUUGCAAAGAUCAGAAGGCUUGUGAGGCAAUCUAAAUGCUUACAAGACAAGAUGACUGCUAAGGAAAGUUCGAUUUGGUUAGGAGUUUUAGGACGGGAGGAGUCCCUUAUCCGGCAGCUUAGCAGUGAUAAUGGAACGUCAGGUAUUACAGGAAGUCCACCAGGCCCGCGUGGUGAAAAGAGGAAACCUGCUGCUAGUACUGAUAGUGAUUAUGACGUUGAUGGCAUUGAUGAAGGUGCAGGUUCUGUUUCUUCUAAAGAUGAAAGGAAAAAUCAACAAAGUGAUGCAGAAACAAUGGGUGAACCCGUGAUCAAUAAUUGUUCUUCUGCCCGGAGUAAGAACCCUAUUGAGAAACAAAAUAAGAGAAAAAGAUCACGUGGAAAAGCAAGCUCAAAUGAUCAGCAAACCACCCCUUCUAUGGAGGAUCAGCAGUUGGCAGCUAGUGUUCCGCAAUUGGCACCUAGUGAUCAGCAAGCUGCACCAUCUACAAAAGAGAAUUUGGUGGGUGAACCUGCAAGACCUGGUCUAGUGUCUGACAUGGACCAUAAUGAUUUCCAGAUGCAUGAUAACCAGCAGGAGAAUGGCUUGAUAUUCAUCGAACCCUUGGUUUCUAUGGACAGUGAUAUAUUGGGGCAAUUUCAUCCCCCAGCCUCUGAUUAUAGUCAGUUUAGUCACUUUUCUAAUGUCCGUCCUCCCCAUUUGAUGUCCGGACAUAACAUGUUUGUUGGAGGCCAAUCGUUCCACCAUCCAACCGUACGAGGUGCUGAGUUGCAACAUGGUGAUUCUUAUUAUCCAUCAAUUCAAUAUGGGCAAAGACUUGACGAGCAGCGCUUGCAGCAUACCAUUAGUGAACCCCAAACAAGGCAAGAAGCAGUUGGAAUGCAUCUUCCAUCCCUUAACACAACCGAGAAUGAUAUCACUGGAGGCCAUUUGCACCAUUAUGGUGUUGAUGCAUUCCAGGAAAAGAAUCGACCCUUUGAUAGUCACUUUGGAUCUCCCUUUAAUGGCCUUUCUAUAGAUUUUGAUCAAUUUGAUACUACUUUCCCUGAAAUUGAGGGCUUUGGUUUAGAAGAGGAUUACUUAGCUGGUGAUGACCUUGACAUCUUGCAAUACUGUGGUGCUUAGAUUGGCGGAGUGGGUUUUUUUGCAGCUAAAGCUGCAGCGCUCCAGACAAGCUGAAUUAGAGAUGAAGUUUGAGCCCGUGACCUGUAUAGUUGUCAGCUUGAAUAGUCCUUACAGUUUCAAGUUACUAGAUUAGUUUAAUUCAUUUAUCCAAACAACAUUUCAAUGAUCAAUUCUUUAGUUGAUACAGAAAGUUCGAGAUUUGACGUUAUGUUAUUGAUAUGUUUGGAUUGAAUAAAUUUUGUAUAUUUGGUUUGGUUGAUUUUAAUCUUCUCAUUACAAGGCAUUGAAAUUCUUCAGGUUUGAUCAUAAUUGUAACAGCGCUGUUUAAGGUGGAAAAUAAAACAUUAUGUUCAACAUUGUGAUUAAUUAAGGAUAGGCUAGACUAGGACAUCAUCAAGAAUUUUCAUUGAUAAACAUUUAAACACUAAUAGGCUAGCUAGUAAGAAUUUUCCAGAAGUAGAAUGUAAGUGUGGUGAUGCUGGUCUUGAUGAUGUUAUAAAGGAUUCCUCAGUUGUUGGAGUUGCUGUUGUUCUUGCUGGCUAAAUUCAGGUCUCUUUUGCUCUCUCCCUUUUUUUUUGGGUGAAAUUUUAUGUUGUUAUAAUCCCUUGAUGAUGAAAUUAAUUCAGUAUUGUAUAGAAGCUAAUCAUAUACUUCCUAAGUCCAGUCAUAGUAUAUCUGCUAAGAGUUAAGCUUUGUGUAUUCUGAUUGUGUUUAAGCUAUGCCAUUAAUGGAGUAAACAACAUGAAUGUGACAAUUUCCGCUGAAAGUUUUAAUGAGGUUUGAUAAGCUUCCAUUGCAUAAUAAUUUGUAUCAGUUAGUUGAUUAACUUCACACAGUUUUCACUAUUUCUUGUGUGAAGACAAUUUUCUUAUGUUGGGGGGAGUUGGGUGGUAGGGUUUGUUUAGACUUAGGAGUGUGAUAGAUACAAACAAUAUGAAAGUGAUUAAAUUUUUCCAACUUGUUUUAAGUUCUUUGGAGUAAGGACUCAGGAAAGACAUUGGUUAGUCUUUUGCUGUUGGUGGACUGGUUAUUCUUAUGAUUGUGUACCCAAGUUCUGGUGUAUUAGUUGAAUCUAUAAUAUUCUACUCAUCUCAAGAGGCUAUGGACUUAAUAAACUUAUUUGCUUGUUGACGUGCAUUGCUUAGGUAGAUAUGUCGCUGAGACUGCUCAAGGAACAGAAGCAUGUGACCCAAGAUAUCUCCUGGAAUUCUCGUAAACCAAUGUUGCAGAAAAUUACAGAUUUGAACCUGGUUUCAUCGAGGUACAUGGUAUUCUACUGUGCCCUGUGCCCUGCGCCUGUACUCUAUUUGCCUUUUUUGGAAGUUUUGCCUCAGUUGAAAUACCUAUUGGAUGAACAGGGGAGGAGGCUAGUCGAAGAAAGAGGAGAUAUGAUUAGUGUCCAAGUUAUUGUGGAAGGAUCAUUGAACAUUUUCAACCCAUAUUUUUCAAGUUCUUGGAGGUGGAACUUCACUGUAAGUGUUUCAAUAUUCCAUGGCUACUAUAUUUAGGUCCAUAAUACGAGUCUUCCUCUAAGGAUCACACAUGAAUGCCUCCCAGCAUGACUUGAUUUACUAGAUAACUGAUGUGAUGGGCAACACGAGAUGUGUAAAUGAUGUUCUAGUCUUCCUGACCAUUUGAAAAUUAGAAUAAUGUUUUCUUGAAUCAUAGUUCUAGUAAGAUAUGUGUGAUUAUACAUGUUUUUGAAAGG
Molecule: messenger RNA, 4079 nt
Organism: Chenopodium quinoa (quinoa)
Lineage: Eukaryota; Viridiplantae; Streptophyta; Magnoliopsida; Caryophyllales; Amaranthaceae
Product: ETHYLENE INSENSITIVE 3-like 3 protein
Exons: 4
Coding region: 500-2371 (623 amino acids)
Cellular component (GO): nucleus
Molecular function (GO): DNA binding; DNA-binding transcription factor activity
Source: RefSeq, a predicted model, not a curated record